CUGAGGUUGAAGUUUUAUCGUUUAUUUGUUGAACAACAUGGCCAAAGUUAAGUGCGUGUUGGUUUCUUUGGCCGUCUUAUUUUAUUGCUGCGAGGCAUCAAACGUGACACAGUGUUACUACUGCUCCGAUGACACGAGCUGCAACGACCCAAUGGACAAAGACGUCGUCCGAAAGGUGGACUGUAACACCGGACAACUAACUUCCUAUUUUACAAGCGAGUUCGACCCCAGAAUAGAAUUCUUUCCGAGUUUCGAAUAUGGUUGCAUGAAGAUUGUUGUUAAAAAACAUUACGGAUCAAAUGAAACCGUUACAACGAGGAGUUGUUACAUAAAAGGCAUGCCCUUGAUGCUGUCGAAGCUGGUGGACGUCAACACGUGCCACGACGACCUGUGCAACGGUGGCAACCACACAAACAUCCCCCAUUUGUUUUGGAUCAUCCCCUGUUUAGUGCUACUCAAAUACCUGCACCACUGACAACUUAGUCUUCGAUCUUUGUCGCCGGAGAGGACAGCGGAAAAUUGAUUUCCAGUCUUUUGUGACCGGGCCCUUUGAUUCCGACCAUACGCGGAUUAUUUUUUUAAUUUCGAACGUCCGACGUCGAAUUAACGGGCGACAAAUAUUUUCGGCAUUCACUUUUUCCCUGUUUCUCUGUCUCUUUCAUGAAAACAGCUUUUUGAUGUCAUUGGUGGAUUGAAACAAAAUCCCCGACAAUAUUUAUUAUAUAUUACUACGUAUGUAAUUCCCCAUCAUCACUAAAUAAGUGUCCUUCUGCAAUUUUUAUCAAUAUUUAUCCAUAGAAAUUAUACAAAUAAAAAGAUAAAUACGAUAAGUCUAACACUGAUCCUAUUAUAUUUUGUAACACAAAUGCCUUCGUAUUUCAGUUGAAUUUUAUAUUUCAGUAAAAAUGGUUAUCGACAAAUUUGUGUUAGUUUUCUGUGUUUUAGUUUGUUGUUGUGUAUCUUUAAAUAUAACCGAAGAAACUGGAUUAACAGUAUUUAAAAAUCUUAUAAGGUCUAAAAGACAAACCUCUAGAGCAACCAAUACAAAGUGGUCCGGAAAAAAAAUACCUAAGAGUGCGCAUGCAAAACCAUGUACUGCUGCGGAAGCCGUCCAAUCUGGAAUAGACCUCUAUGAUACCGGAAAAGAUAUUUAUUCAGACCUCAAGAAAUUAAAAAGCAAAUUUAAAUUUUUCAAAUCGUCGAACGUAACGAAAUGUUACUUUUGCACUGCCACUCCGGCAUGUAACGAUCCAAUCGACGAAGAUGAAGUCGAAAUAUUGGAAUGCAACAACAACAGAUACGAUCAGACCCACCUUAUAAACACUCAUGCAAUAUCAAAUCCGGAAUAUGGAUGUUACAAAGUUGUGGUCAAAGCACACGAGGACAUAAUCGUCACGGCCAGGGGUUGUAUUAUAAAAGGUGCACAAACUAUAUUAGUUAACAAUAUUGUGGCAAUAAGCACGUGCAACGAAGAUUUGUGCAACUCUGGAUACCGUCUAAAGAUUUACCAUCUACUUUGGAUCACCACCAGUCUUCUGUUGACUCUCAGUCAUUUUGGACCUCUUUCUUUUCUCUAGUUUUUAAUAAAAUAAUGUAAUAAACAGUCAUGAACACUUUGAGUUGUCCUCAACACUUCCCU
Aethina tumida (small hive beetle) is the source of this 1639-nucleotide messenger RNA. RefSeq lists its product as uncharacterized. Lineage: Eukaryota; Metazoa; Arthropoda; Insecta; Coleoptera; Nitidulidae. The transcript is spliced from 7 exons. The coding region runs from base 906 to 1577 and encodes 223 amino acids. The record is from RefSeq and is a predicted model, not a curated record.